GUGAAAUAGUAGUCGCACUCUACUUUUUCUUAAUUAUCCACACAAACACUCUGCUUUUCCUUUGUCUUUUUGGCUUUUGCUUCAAAAGUUGAAAUCUUUUUGAUUUGCUACCGAUUCCUGUCUCCACUCCUCUCUCUUUUGAUUGUUAUCUUAGCUGUUCUUGUUUAUAAAUUGGUCUUUGGUUUCUUGUAUUGCACUUAUUCUCUGGGAUUGAUUAAUGGAGGUUCAAGAAUGUUUAUGCUUUGAUUGAGCACUCUGGAAAACACGCCCUUUUUCGUCUUUUGAUCUCCAACACCACCACCACCGAAUUUCUCUUGUUCUCUCCGCUAAUAAAAAGUGCAGGGAAUAUAGAGCUUUCUGGGUUGGGAACAGUACAUGGCGACGCUUGGGGAUAUAGGGGUUUCGGCGGGGAUCAAUAUACUGACUGCGAUCAUAUUCUUGUUGGCGUUUGCGAUUUUGAGGAUUCAACCGUUCAACGAUCGGGUUUACUUUUCUAAAUGGUAUCUCAAGGGUUUAAGGACCGACCCGACGAGCUCGAGUUUUGUGAGCAAGUUUGUCAACUUGGAUUUCCGAUCGUAUCUAAAUUUCUUGAAUUGGAUGCCAGCGGCCCUGAAAAUGCCGGAGCCUGAGCUUAUUGAGCACGCAGGGCUCGAUUCUGCCGUUUACUUGCGUAUUUACUUGAUAGGACUUAAGAUUUUUGUUCCUAUAGCAUUGCUUGCGUGGACGGUACUAGUACCAGUUCAUUGGACAAAUGAUACUCUGGAUCAAGCAGCGAAGUUUGACAAUGUAGCAUCCAGUGACAUUGACAAACUCUCGAUAUCGAACAUUCCACUUAAAUCAGAAAGGUUUUGGACUCACAUAGUGAUGGCAUAUGCUUUCACCUUUUGGACAUGCUAUGUGUUACUAAGAGAGUAUGAGACAGUUGCUACAAUGCGCUUGCAAUUUCUUGCCUCAGAAAGACGCCGCCCUGAUCAGUUCACUGUCCUUGUCAGGAAUGUUCCACCAGACCCGGAUGAAUCUGUUAGUGAGCUUGUGGAGCAUUUUUUUCUGGUCAAUCAUCCCGAUCACUAUCUCACACAUCAGUUGGUAUACGAUGCAAACAAAUUAGCCAAAUUAGUCAAGAAGAAGAAAAAGCUGCAGAAUUGGCUUGAUUACUACCACCUCAAAUACUCCAGAGAUCAAUCAAAGAGGCCAUUCAUGAAGACUGGUUUUCUUGGUCUGUGGGGAGAAAAAGUUGAUGCGAUUGAUUAUCACAUGUCCGAGAUCAAGAAAGUAACAGAAGAAAUUGCUGAGGAGAGAGAAAGGGUUACUAGUGACCCUAAUGCUAUCAUGCCAGCUGCAUUUGUUUCAUUUAAAACUCGAUGGGGUGCUGCUGUUUGUGCGCAAACUCAGCAAACAAGAAAUCCUACCCUAUGGCUAACAGAGUGGGCUCCAGAACCUCGUGAUAUUUAUUGGGAGAACCUUGCUAUCCCUUACGUUUCACUCUCAUUUAGGAGACUGAUUAUUGGUGUUGCUUUCUUCUUCCUGACCUUUUUCUUUAUAAUCCCUAUUGCAUUUGUCCAAUCUCUUGCAAGUAUUGAGGGCAUUGAGAAAAAAGCGCCAUGGUUAAGGCCCCUUAUUGAGAUCAAAUUUAUAAAAUCAUUUAUCCAAGGUUUUCUACCUGGGAUUGCUCUGAAGCUUUUUCUGAUCUUUCUGCCAACAAUAUUGAUGAUCAUGUCAAAAUUUGAAGGAUUUAUAUCCUUGUCAUCUCUGGAAAGGAGAGCGGCAUCGAGAUAUUACCUGUUUAAUUUGGUAAAUGUGUUCCUCGGCAGCAUAAUUACUGGGACUGCAUUUGAGCAGCUCAAUUCUUUUCUCAAGCAGUCAGCAAAUCAAAUUCCGGAAACAAUUGGUGUAGCUAUUCCAAUAAAAGCUACUUUUUUCAUUACAUAUAUAAUGGUUGAUGGAUGGGCUGGUAUAGCUGGAGAAAUUUUGAUGUUGAAACCUCUUAUCUUUUACCAUUUGAAGAAUUUCUUUUUGGUCAAGACCGAAAAGGAUAGGGAGGAGGCGAUGGAUCCUGGAAGUAUUGGUUUCCACUCUGGAGAACCUCGUAUACAGUUGUACUUUCUAUUAGGUCUUGUCUAUGCUACAGUGACACCUCUUCUACUUCCAUACAUCAUUGUUUUCUUUGGUUUGGCAUAUCUUGUGUUCCGUCACCAGAUCAUAAACGUUUACAACCAAGAGUAUGAGAGUGCUGCAGCAUAUUGGCCUGGUGUUCAUGGACGUAUUAUAACAGCACUAGUCAUCUCGCACUUACUUUUGAUGGGAUUGUUGAGUACAAAGAAAGCUGCUCAAUCAACACCAUUUCUGAUUGCUCUUCCCGUGCUCACUAUAUGGUUCCAUAGGUAUUGCAAAGGCCGUUUUGAAUCCGCGUUCAAGAAAAAUCCAUUAGAGGAAGCCAUGAUAAAAGACACACUCGAACGAGCAAGGGAGCCGAACUUGAAUCUUAAGGGCUACCUUCAGGAUGCAUAUUUGCAUCCCAUUUUCAAAGGUGAGGAUGACGACGACGACGACAAGAUUGGCACUGCUAAAUGGGAGGAGGAUGAGGCCCCGAUAGUCCCUACAAAACGGCAGUCCCGACGAAACACACCAGUUCCUAGCAAAGUUAGUGGUGGAUCAUCACCUUCUUUGCCUGACACCGUACAGGAAAGUCCAGAGCCUUAA
Messenger RNA from Tripterygium wilfordii, 2700 nucleotides. RefSeq names its product calcium permeable stress-gated cation channel 1-like. Gene Ontology annotation, cellular component: plasma membrane. Lineage: Eukaryota; Viridiplantae; Streptophyta; Magnoliopsida; Celastrales; Celastraceae. Bases 376 to 2700 code for a protein of 774 amino acids. The transcript is spliced from 12 exons. Gene Ontology annotation, molecular function: calcium-activated cation channel activity. The record is from RefSeq and is a predicted model, not a curated record.